AUGAAGCGCCUACUGUCAUUCCCAGGGUCCGUGAUCCAGCAGAGUCUCAUCCCACCGACGAGGGCCGCCUGCUCAUCCGAGGUUGCAUCCCACUGUUGUGACGGCAACGUCGUGAAGGCCGCUGAAAGUGCCAAUUCAGUCUACUGGCUCCUCUCCAGCGGGAUAGUCCUCCAUGCAACAGAUCGCCAUCUUCUGCCUCGUGUCAAGCCUGAAGGACUUGUCUUAGAGAGCAUGCCUAUCACGGAUCUUGCCAGAUGGUUCAGUCGCAUCACUGAGGCCGAUGCUCGGACGCUAGUGAAUGACUCAGUCUUGGCACCUUUAGUGCGGCUCCUACGAAUACCCUAUAAAGUUCGAACGAUAGCCGCGGGGUGGAAGCAUGCCCUGUUCGUGCUCUGUGAGGAGGAUAGAGUUUUCGGAAUUGGUGACAGCAGUCUGGGUCAGCUGGGUCUGGGUGACCAACAAUUGUAUGCUGCUGUCCCUACUGAGGUCAGCAACUUACGUAGCAAGGCUGUCAAGGACGUUGCUUGUGGCGGUGCAUUCUCCCUCUGCUUGUGUCGUGAUGGUUCCGUAUUGUCCUUUGGCAGUGGUCACAGGGGGCAGUUGGGUUGUGGUGGAGAUGUGAAACUAUCGAGGAUUCCCCUCUGUCUGCCCCUCCCUGACAGGGCUUUCCUCAUCGCGUGUGGUCCAGAGACGGCUUGUGCAUUCACCGCGUCCAGCAACCUGUUCGUAUGGGGGGUUUUUCCCCAACUUCAAGUUGGAAUGGUAGAGAUCCCUAUUGGUCAUGGCUUAGAAGCUCCUCUCCGUCGUGACAUCAGAGCGACCACGAAUGUCACAUCAGUUUUUGAUCAUUUUGUACCACGAGGGGUUCUUACAAAGGAGUCGUCUCUGCUCUCACGAAGGAGCAUUGACCGAAUCGCGAUAACUCAUUCAUCCCUCUUUCUCGCCUUCACAGCAUACAAGGAUUAA
Messenger RNA from Perkinsus marinus ATCC 50983, 966 nucleotides. RefSeq names its product regulator of chromosome condensation, putative. The transcript has a single exon. The record is from RefSeq and is a predicted model, not a curated record. The coding region runs from base 1 to 966 and encodes 321 amino acids. Lineage: Eukaryota; Perkinsozoa; Perkinsida; Perkinsidae.